Molecule: messenger RNA, 1450 nt
Organism: Pogona vitticeps (central bearded dragon)
Lineage: Eukaryota; Metazoa; Chordata; Lepidosauria; Squamata; Agamidae
Gene: FN3KRP
Product: fructosamine 3 kinase related protein
Source: RefSeq, a predicted model, not a curated record
GGGCUGAGGCCGCCCACAGGCCGCCCAAGAUGGCGCGCAGGGGCGGGGGGAACGUGACUCCGCGCCGCCCCGUCACAGGGGAAGGGGAAGGGAAAGGGAGCGCGGGCGCAACACCGCCGCCGGGCACCCUUUGCUGAAGUUCCUGAGGGGAUGGAGGAGAUUCUGCGGCGGGAGCUGGGCACUUCGGUGCUGCGGCGUGCGGGCCACUCGGGAGGCGGCUGCAUCAGCCAAGGGGAAAGCUUCCAUACCGACCACGGCCGCAUCUACGUGAAAGUCAAUUCCCGCGCUGAGGCCAGAAGAAUGUUUGAUGGAGAAAUGGCAAGUUUAACUGCUUUGCUGCAAACAAAUACAGUGAAAGUUCCUAAACCUAUGAAAGUUAUCGAUCAUCCAGAGAGUGGUGCUCUAUUUGUGAUGGAACAUUUGGAUAUGAGAGGUUUGAAUAGACAUGCAGAAAAACUUGGAACCCAGUUGGCUGAUCUCCAUCUUCAUAAUAAAAAACUUGGGGAGAAGUUGAAGAAAGAUCGAAACACUAUUGGGCAAAGUGAAGAGCAGACAGGCGUCCAAUUUGUGGAAAAGUUUGGGUUCCACACAGUCACUUGCUGUGGUUAUCUUCCACAGGUAAAUGAAUGGCAACAGGAUUGGGUGAUUUUCUAUGCAAGGCAGCGAAUUCAGCCUCAGAUGGACAUGAUUGAGAAGAAUUCAGGAGACAGGGAGGCGAAAGAGCUUUGGGCACAGCUCCAGCUAAAGAUACCCAGUUUGUUUGGUGACAUGGAGAUCAUUCCUGCUCUUCUACAUGGAGAUCUAUGGGGAGGAAAUGUAGCUGAAGAUGACUCUGGGCCUGUUAUCUUUGACCCUGCAUCUUUCUAUGGUCAUUCAGAAUAUGAGUUAGCAAUUGCUGGGAUGUUUGGUGGGUUUAGCAGUUCGUUUUAUUCCGCCUACCACAGUAAAAUCCCCAAAGCACCAGGGUUUGAUAAGCGGCUCAAGCUGUACCAGUUAUUUCACUAUAUGAACCACUGGAAUCACUUUGGAGGAGGAUACCGAGGCUCCUCUAUCAAUAUAAUGAGAAAUCUGGUGAAGUGAUUUCCCACCUCGGAGUUUUGUAGCCCGGUGUGGAACUAUAGGUCCAUACUCCUUGGUGUUUCUGUUGCACUGAUGUGAGCAUGUUAUCAUCGAUCCCAACCUUGCAUCCUGUUUCCCCAGCCAAAGGACAAGCCCUGAUGAGUCCUAGGUUUGGCUUUUCAUCAUUGCCAUUGAUCAAAUGGCUACCUAAGGAUAUAAUCUUAUAUUUGGCCUUUGGUACCAAGGAGGAAAACCUGAUAUGGCUUCGGUAAUUGCCAUUAUGUAUUGUCAACCACCUGUGAUCGCACAGGUAUAUUCUAAGGAUAAUACAAAAUCUUAGUUAAUGGCAAGGUGUUUUUUUCCUUCAUAAUGGCACACAUCAUUUAGGAAU